Messenger RNA from Necator americanus (New World hookworm), 270 nucleotides. RefSeq lists its product as uncharacterized. NCBI's taxonomy places the organism in Eukaryota, Metazoa, Nematoda, Chromadorea, Rhabditida, Ancylostomatidae. The record is from RefSeq and is a predicted model, not a curated record. Bases 1 to 270 code for a protein of 89 amino acids. The transcript has a single exon.
AUGGACAACAUCGACGACGAGUAUGAUCGGCUUACAGCAUCUUCACGACUGUACGAGGAUAGUGAAGAGUAUUAUUUCACCAAGAGACGCCUGUCUCCGGAAACUCCUGAUCUAAUGCAUCAGAGUUACAAUCACACUAUGGUACUAGUUACUUACCAUCGGCAGUUAUUUCAUCUUCGUUUUGCUGCAGACAACUUGAUUUUCCUUCACAGGAGAUUCUCUCCUGUGAAGGAAAAUCAAGUUGUCUGCAGCAAAACGAAGGGCGUUUAA